UCGGUUUGUUGAUUUUUUGGGGAAUUUUCUAAGAAAAUAAUAAACUGCGGGAAUUUUGCGUAAAUACCUCGAAAUAAGUUGAUUAAAGUGAAGAUAACAGUGCAGCUUUUGUUUGAAACAUGGAUGCAUCAAGCGAAUAUUAUGAAUCUGAAAAUUUUAAGAGAAACAAUCACGAUCAGCUUGACGAGGAAUCAAAUGAAAAUUUAAAAAAUUAUGAUUAUAUUCGUGAAUUGAUUAAAGAGCGCAAUCAAUUAGAAAGUGAUUCACAUGCAUCUCGACUUCUCGAUCAAGAAAUACAACAAGCAAAAGCAUCCGGAAAACCGUUUCGAGAUACGAGAUAUGUUGAUGUUUACCGGGAAAAGCAAGUUCGUGUUGUUGUCAAAGUGAUUGUGCCUGUUAAGGAACACCCAAAAUUUAAUUUUGUUGGUAAACUGUUGGGUCCGCGCGGAAAUUCAAUGAGACGAUUGCAAGAGGAAACACUUUGUAAGAUGGCAAUUCUAGGCCGCGGAUCAAUGAAAGAUAGAAAAAGAGAAGAAGAGUUGAGACAAGCCGCUGAUCCAAAAUAUGCACAUUUGAAUGACGAUUUACAUGUGGAAAUUUCAGCUUUAGGACCACCUUCAGAAUGUUAUGCAAGAAUUGCAUUUGCACUCGCAGAAGUACGAAAAUAUUUAAUUCCUGAUUCAAACGACACAAUUAGACAAGAACAGUUGCGAGAAAUAAUGGCAGGAGAAGCUGGUGAAGCUGUCAUUGCGAAAAUCAAACAAAAGGGUCAAUACAAAAGUCACGUAACUGAAAGAACUCCACGGACGUCUGCUGUUCCACCAAAAACAAAAAUCUUCUCGAUUUUAGAUCGUGCAAGAGUUGCAAUGGAAGAAAGCUACAAAGCAUCUUCGGAGCCAUCGUAUCAUGAGCAUCAUGCUUAUGAAGAGUCAUAUGAGUCUCAUCAUCAUCCGUCUUACCACCAUUCACCACACGUUGAAUCCUACAGUCAUGGGAUUCAUCGUGCGCCAUCUUAUCGCUAUGAAGCACCACCAGCUCCCGAAUACCAACAUCAUGCUUAUCAUCAUCACCCACGCGAUUCAUAUUCAGCAGCGAAAACGCGAAUGUAUUCAUGGAAACGAGGACCUCCAUCGCCGGAAUCGAGACAUAAGAGUGAAUAUUCCGAACGUUUGUCAUCGCGUCAUCGUCACGAACCUUAUCCAAGAGUUGAGAAAUGAAAACGAUGGACUGAGAAGGAAAUUAUUGACACAUGACGAAGAAGAAGUGAUGAUGAACAAUGAAAUAUUUUAUUUUAUUAUACAAAUACAUAAAAUAAUAAAACUAUUAAAAACAAGAUAAAAAAAUGGAUAAAAUCAAACGAUCAUUUGAAUGUCAUCAAGACAUUUAAUUAGAACUUCAGUGAAGUUAAGUUUGCAAACAAUUUUGUGUUUUUGUUUUCUCUUAUUUUCUUUAAUGUGACUUUUUGAAUACAUAAAAAUAUAAAAUAGAAAGUUAGUCAAAACAAAACUAAAUAUUACGUCAAUCGUAUGUCAAAGUAUAAUCAACAUAAAAUACAUAACAAAAUAAAAAUAAGUCUAACUAAAUAUCUAGGUGAAAAUAUUAUUUCUCUCGACGAAUAAUUGAAUGUUCAACAUAAAAUAUUUUGCAUUAAUUCGAAUUGGAUGAAAUAAUAAAUGACAUCUUGAUUCUUUUUAGCUCUUUAUUGUUUAAAGUGAAAACAAAUAAAAAAUAUUGACACGCGAAACAAAACGUAGAAAAUUAACGUUCAUUAUAAUUUUUUCUUGAAAUAAAAUAUCUGACAAUGAAAAUAAACGAAAAGGAAAAUAUCUUGAAAUAAAUAAAAUCUUUUUUCAUGUCGAAAGUGAUGACAAUGAUGAUUAGAAAUUUCAAAGAUAAAUAAAAAAAUUAAAUUUAAGCAGAAAACUAAACAAAACAUAAUUUAAGGGAAAAAAGUAUACUUAUUACUUCAUUAAAAUAAUCAAAAACAAAUAAAAGAUAAAAACUCAAAUAAAUAAUCAACUUUAUAAAUGUGUAAUGAUAAGCUCGGUCACAUAAUAGAUCAGCAUAAUUAAUAAUAGAAAAGAAAAAACAAGAAAACUUCCCAAUCUAAAAUAUCUCUUAACACAAAGUAAAUUUCAAAACUAUGCAAUAAGCAUAAAAUUAAAAGAAUGAUCACGUCAAUAAUUUAAGAUGAUUCAAUGUCAAUAAAACAAACAUAUUUUUGGAGAAAUAAAAUUUAAUCUAAAAACAAAAGAAGUCACUAUGUGAAAAAAAUUUGACAAGAAAAAAAAAAGAAUCCAUGACAAAAAAAUAACAUGACGAUGAAAAAUGUAUCUGUAACUUGAAUAAUUCACAGAAAAUAAAAGAAAAAUUGGUCCACGUUUGAAUGAACAACAACUUGUAAAAUGUCUUGUUGCUUUUUAGUCUAGCUUCCAAAUAUUUCUACGUUGAGUAGCAGUUGCUUACCACACUCGGAGAUGAGUUGAAGUUUAACGUAGUUGUAACCAAUUCCACCACUGAGUAUUCUCACAGUUCCACCGUCUUGUUGAAAUGUCAAAUCGGUGACAUGAAUGGCAGUGAUUAAAGCACCGUACGGCGACGAAAACACAAAGUUUUCUCCAAGAAUAAAAUUAUUUUCACGUGUCUGAUGAAAGAGUUGAUCGAAAAUUUGCAAA
Clunio marinus is the source of this 2675-nucleotide messenger RNA. The record is from the annotation of a GenBank genome assembly. Lineage: Eukaryota; Metazoa; Arthropoda; Insecta; Diptera; Chironomidae.